GUUUUAUUGACGAAAACACUUAACUUUAUCUUUUACACUUCAUAAUAUUCAAUUAAUCUUUAUUUUAUAAAAAUGUCAAAGCUAAGUGUGUGCUUGUAUGUAAAACCAAACGUAUUCAAAUUUGCCAAACAAAAAUAGAAAAAAGGAUAAUGCAUAGAAGUUUAACUAUUCAGUAUAAUUUCUACUGAGCAUUAUGGCCAAAUCAAUUUUCGAAGAAUUACUUAAUCUGAGGAAGCUGAUUAACUUUAUCCGUCGCACAGUCUUUUACAGUUUUCUCUUCCAAACACUUUACAAUGGACAACAACGUGAUGUUAAGUUUCCCUUGAUGUACACCUCUUCAAAAGGCUGGAUAAACGAUCCAAAUGGUCUUGUUUAUGCAGAAGGAACUUAUCAUUUAUUUUAUCAAAACAAUCCGUAUGGAAACACUUGGGGCAAUUUAUCUUGGGGCCAUGCUACUAGCAAAGAUCUUGUUCGCUGGGAAGAUAAAGGCGUAGCUCUGAAUUAUAAUCAAACGACUAAUGAGAUGAUGUUUUCAGGUAGUGCGGUUUUCGACAAAAACAAUACUAGUGGUCUUGGCAGUGUGGAAAAUCCUCCAAUAGUAGCGAUCUACUGUGCAUAUUAUAGUAAACCAACGACUCUUGCUGAUGGAACAAAAAUUAAGGAAGGUACACAAGCUCAGUCAAUCGCAUACAGUGUCGAUAAAGGUAAUUCUUGGAAGUUUUAUGAAAACAAUCCUGUCAUUAGGCAGCCGCCUAAAGAGUACGAUGUAGAAUACAAAAAUUUUAGAGAUCCUAAGGUUUUUUGGUACCCUCCACAUAACAAAUGGAUCAUGGUCAAUGUCGUUUCUAAAUUAAAAAGAGCACUCUUUUAUUGGUCUAAAAAUUUGAAAAAUUGGACUUAUAUGAGUACAUUCACUUCAAAGAAUAGCCCUGGUGAAAUAUGGGAAUGUCCAGAUAUUUUUGAACUUAAAAUUUCCAGGAACGAAUCCAGAUGGAUUUUAUUGAUAAGCAUAAAUCCUGGUGGGGUGGCAGGUGGUUCUGGUAUGCACUAUUAUAUUGGUCACUUCAAUGGAUACACGUUCGUUGAAGACACUAUCCAAGAUGGCAUAAAAUGGUUUGAUUUUGGUUCUGACUUUUAUGCCGGAAUCACGUGGAACAACGUUGACAGUGGACGUUUUAUAAUAGGCUGGAUCAACAAUGGGGAUUACUCAGCAGCAAUACACGAAACAUAUAAGGGAGGACUUGGAUUCGUAAGAGAAUUGAGUUUAAAAUACAUCGAUGGAAAAAUUAAAUUAAUUCAGAUGCCUAUAGAACAUUUAUAUAAGUACAAAAAACAAGAAACAAUAUAUUUUAUGGAAGAAGUACAAAAAGGAGUGACAAUAACAAAAAAUAAGGCUUACGAAUUGAUUAUUAAAAUUAACGAUAUUAAUGAAUCAGGUUUCCUAUUUAUUUUAAAAGAUGAAAAUAAAAACAACGAGCUAGAGAUACAGUAUGUUGACACAGAAAAGAUUAUUUCGAUUAAAAAAAGGAGUAGUAAUCCCAGUGACCAUGGAAGCUACGUAAAGCACACAGCACACUUUUGUCCAGAAAUCAGAGAAGAACUAAGAAUUCUUCUCGACAGUAAUUCAUUGACUUUAUUCAACAGGUUAGGUGAUAUAGUUUUCACUGAGUUGCUGCUUUCUAAUGCACAAGAAAGAACAUUUUAUUUAGCACAAGGAUCUGGACUUAGGGUGUCUGUGACCAAAUCUGUAUUUUCCGGAUCCAACAGAAAAAUAUUGUCAAUCGAGAUAUUCACUGCAUGCAUUUUCAGUAUUGUUACCAUGAUGUUUUGGGGAAAAAUAUAAAUAACUUAUUAUUAUAGUAAAUUAAAUAUUCAAUAAUCGUAAACUACACUUAGGUAAUAAGCUAAUACACUUAGCUAAUACACUUAGGUAUACAUAUUCUUUAAAUACACGGUAGUAAACUCAUAGUUUAUACAACUGCUGUAACGAAUGAUUUAAUUCUAUUUUAAUCAAUGUAAUCAAUCAAUUUAUUAACACUCACAUCUGCCACUCUUUUAUAAUUGUCUUUCUUCAUCUUACAUUGUGCCAAUGCUGUUAUGCCAUUUUAGAAAUAUAUUGUUAAAAAUGAUUCUUCACUCAGUUCAUCUUUACAAUUCUUUGAAGAAACACAUUUAUUAUUUUUUUAAAGCCUAGUGUAAAAUUUGUUUCUAAAAAGUAAGUGAUUUGUUUUAAUAAUUUAAAUACCCGCAUUAAUAUAAUAUUUAAAAUUAUUAUUUUCACUAAAUUUUUAUUAUUUUAUUAGAUCAUGCUCAAAUAAACAUUCAUUUAAUACCUCAAACAUUUUGUGUUAAUGUCAUUUAAUUGAGUAUACAUUAUCUUGCUAUCGCCAAUGGUACAAACAGAAAAUAUUAUUAUUCAUCGCAUAAAACUCAACAAUAACCGAAAGGAUAAGUACACCUAGACCAGGUGGUCUAUUUUUGAAUUUUAUAUUGGUGUACUAAUCUGUUUAGUAUACUAAAACAUGACGUUUUAGUGCAACUAUUAG
Daktulosphaira vitifoliae (grape phylloxera) is the source of this 2546-nucleotide messenger RNA. RefSeq lists its product as uncharacterized. Gene Ontology annotation, molecular function: sucrose alpha-glucosidase activity. Lineage: Eukaryota; Metazoa; Arthropoda; Insecta; Hemiptera; Phylloxeridae. The transcript is spliced from 3 exons. Bases 194 to 1843 code for a protein of 549 amino acids. The record is from RefSeq and is a predicted model, not a curated record. Gene Ontology annotation, biological process: sucrose catabolic process.